Messenger RNA from Mesorhabditis belari, 432 nucleotides. NCBI's taxonomy places the organism in Eukaryota, Metazoa, Nematoda, Chromadorea, Rhabditida, Rhabditidae. The record is from the annotation of a GenBank genome assembly.
AUGCGAUCACAUUCAAGGACUCCUCGAAGUCCAUCUGUUUCUUCGUCGACUCGGACCUCAUUUCGGCAAAUUCUACGACAAGAGCUACUUGAAGCAAAAUUUCUCAGCUCAUCGAAAUCCCGACGAAAAGACGGAGCUUCAGCACCAUCACCAUCUCCAUCAGCCUCAUUCAUUUCGUUGGACGGCGAAGAUAUUGAACAUCGAGAACAAAUGGAAAGAGACCGAAUUGUUGCUAUGUAUGAUAAGGGCCCAGACAAUCCAAAUAUCGGACAAUGGGAACGCUCGGAGUGGGAAGGAUACAAAAGAGUGGAUAGAUACGGCUUUGUACAAAAAGAUCCAAAUUUUGUUCUUCAGGAUUCACCACGGAAAUUAGCUGUCGAGGUACAUUUUACUUUUAUAACAGAAGUUGAAUUCGCAGUUCUUAAAAACCCU